This is a messenger RNA of Physeter macrocephalus (sperm whale), 375 nucleotides long. It is a transcript of the gene UTS2, whose product is annotated as urotensin 2. Gene Ontology annotation, molecular function: hormone activity. Gene Ontology annotation, biological process: regulation of blood pressure; blood vessel diameter maintenance. Lineage: Eukaryota; Metazoa; Chordata; Mammalia; Artiodactyla; Physeteridae. The transcript is spliced from 4 exons. Gene Ontology annotation, cellular component: extracellular region. The coding region runs from base 1 to 375 and encodes 124 amino acids. The record is from RefSeq and is a predicted model, not a curated record.
AUGUAUAAGCUGGUCUCCUGCUGUUUGCUUUUCAUAGGAUGCUUAAAUCCUCUCUGGUCUCUUCCUGUCCUUGACUCCAGGCAAGAGCCCCUGCAGCUCUCAGCACCUGAAGAUAUCAGACCAACUUUGGAUGAGCUGGAAAGAGCUUCCCUUCUGCAGAUGCUGUCAGAGAUGUCAGAUGCAGAGACAGGAGACGGUCUUAGGAAAGCAGAUCUCGGUACCAACAUUUUUUACCCAAGUGGAAGUGUGAGAAAAUUUCAGGCUUUCUCAGGACAAGAUCCUAACAUUUUACUGAGUCACGUUUUAGCCAGAAUCAGGAAACCAUACAAGAAACGUGGAACUCCCUCUGAAUGCUUCUGGAAAUACUGUGUCUGA